UCAGAGUGCGAGGGCGUCGCUGUCGCAAAGUGGAUGUCAGUCAGUGGAGGCCAUUUUUGUACAUAUAUUUUUUUCAAGCGUGGCUAGCGGCACUAAAAGGUGGAGGUUUUAAAACUAAAGAGCCUUUCUUAUACGCAGAAAGAUGAGUAGCUCCGAGGAGGUGUCAUGGAUUUCAUGGUUCUGUGGUCUUCGAGGCAAUGAAUUCUUCUGUGAGGUGGAUGAGGAUUACAUCCAAGACAAGUUCAACUUGACUGGGCUCAAUGAGCAGGUACCGAAUUACAGGCAAGCGCUGGAUAUGAUUCUGGAUCUCGAACCAGGUAAGGAAUGGCAGAAGGGGUGGAGUGAGGAUGAGUGUUGUAAUGUAAAUGCUGUUCUCUCCCGCACAGAGGAUGAACUCGACGAUAAUCCCAACCAGUCGGAUCUGAUUGAACAGGCGGCUGAGAUGCUGUACGGAUUGAUUCAUGCCAGAUACAUCCUCACAAACCGCGGAAUUGCUCAAAUGAUAGAGAAAUAUCAAACUGGUGAUUUUGGCGUUUGCCCCCGAGUGUAUUGUGAAAGUCAGCCGAUGUUGCCAUUAGGUUUAUCCGAUGUUCCCGGUGAGGCAAUGGUGAAAUCUUAUUGUCCAAAGUGCGUAGAUGUCUACACACCAAAAUCAUCAAGGCACCACCAUACGGAUGGGGCUUACUUUGGCACUGGAUUCCCGCACAUGCUGUUCAUGGUGCAUCCGGAGUAUCGUCCCAAACGUCCGACAAAUCAAUUUGUGCCACGUUUAUAUGGCUUCAAGAUUCAUUCCCUAGCUUAUCAAAUUCAGCUGCAACAUGCAGCCAACUUUAAGGCUCCACAACGAGCGGUAAAUUAUAAAAAUGGAAAUCGCAGCUACAUACAAAAUUGAAUGGACAUCAAAUAGCGUGCUUUCUAAUUUCGUUUUAACUCUUAAUUUCAUUUAUGGUUUGAAGAAGAAGAAGAACACUUACAACACGGAAAUGAAGAAAAAAAUCUUGUCAUACUUAUCAGCAGUGUGUUGCAAUGAAGAUGAAUUGAUAAGGAGUAGAAGUAAGAUGAAUAUGAGCUGCAUUCAGAGUAUGUAGUAGAAGACAAAAAAAAGGAGAAAUAAAUGAGAAAAAAGAA
Phlebotomus argentipes is the source of this 1128-nucleotide messenger RNA. It is a transcript of the gene CkIIbeta, whose product is annotated as casein kinase II subunit beta. Gene Ontology annotation, molecular function: protein kinase regulator activity. The coding region runs from base 143 to 892 and encodes 249 amino acids. The record is from RefSeq and is a predicted model, not a curated record. The transcript has 6 exons. NCBI's taxonomy places the organism in Eukaryota, Metazoa, Arthropoda, Insecta, Diptera, Psychodidae. Gene Ontology annotation, cellular component: protein kinase CK2 complex; cytoplasm.